Messenger RNA from Prosopis cineraria, 1500 nucleotides. Its product is annotated as protein RETICULATA-RELATED 3, chloroplastic-like. The transcript is spliced from 2 exons. Bases 190 to 1266 code for a protein of 358 amino acids. The record is from RefSeq and is a predicted model, not a curated record. Lineage: Eukaryota; Viridiplantae; Streptophyta; Magnoliopsida; Fabales; Fabaceae.
UUUCACUUUCAGCGUAGGGUUGCAGAAAUCAGACCUGUUACUUUAUAAAGGUUUGGAGGUUUCAGCUUCCGAAUUUCCCACUCGCAUUCGCUCAAACCCAUCACUCUCUUCCGUCUUCUCCUUCGUAUUCCACACUUUCAUUCUUCAUCUUUUCACUCUCAUUCAGAUCGAGGGUUAAGCUGAACCACCAUGGCAGCCAUGGCUCAACUUCGUUUUUCUCCUCUCUCUGGCUCCUACCAUGCCGUUUCGGACGCUCGCGCAUUCAAUCCCCAUCACGUUAUUUCUUUCCCUUCUUCCUUGCACUCUCGAAAUCGAUCUCUGUCUCUCAUCAACCCAAACGUCUACGAACCCAAUUUGCCGGAGAAUCUGCAAAUUUCAUUCGCUGGCGGUGAUGGUAGCGACGGAGUUGGGCGCGGAGGAGGUGACGGUGACAAUGGCAAUCGGGGCGACGAUGGGAAUUCCGAUGAUCCAUCUUCAACGUCGGGUGAGGGACUUGGGAUUCUUGGUAUGUUUUUGGCGGGAUGGAGAUCUCGAGUCGCCGCUGAUCCCCAAUUUCCUUUCAAGGUUCUGAUGGAGGAACUGGUGGGUGUGAGCGCUUGUGUGAUCGGAGACAUGGCUUCUCGUCCAAAUUUCGGAUUGAACGAGCUGGAUUUCGUUUUCUCCACGCUUGUUGUUGGCUCUAUUCUGAAUUUCACCCUCAUGUAUCUACUAGCACCCACCAUGGCUUCUUCCUCCUCCAGUUUACCUUCAAUCUUUGCAAGCUGUCCUAAGAGCCACAUGUUUGAACCAGGUGCUUAUGGGAUCCUGGAUCGAUUUGGAACUCUAGUGUACAAAGGAACUGUGUUUGCAGCAGUUGGGUUCGCUGCUGGGCUUGUAGGGACUGCAAUUUCAAAUGGGUUGAUCAAGAUCAGGAAGAAGAUGGAUCCAAACUUUGAGACUCCAAACAAGCCUCCUCCUACACUGUUGAAUGCUGUGACUUGGGCAGCUCACAUGGGAGUUAGCAGUAAUCUGAGGUACCAAACUCUGAAUGGGAUUGAGUUUUUGUUGGAGAAGGGUCUUCCUCCAUUGGCAUUCAAGUCGUCUGUGUUUGUCCUGAGGUGCUUGAACAAUGUUGUUGGAGGCAUGUCCUUUGUGAUACUGGCGAGGUUGACUGGUUCACAGAGUGUGUCAGAACAACAGAAGCCAUUAGCUGCUGUUGCUGCAGAGAAGGUGCGUUUGGAGAACAGAGAAGAGAAGUUGCAGAGCAAUGAGUCGAUAGCGAAGUGAUAACCAAUGGAAGGAAUCAAAGACAAGGACCAUUACUUGGUUAGUCAGUGAGUUAGGCUAUGAGAGGCUUUAGUUUCUUCUGAGUAUUGCGCUUGCCAUUUAUCUUUUGUAGAGGAACUAGCUAGACUGCUAGAGUGAGGAGUUCACCUAUGGAUGAAUGAGUUUAUUUUGUAGUUGGCCAGUUAGGUAUGAAAAAUUUUUCUUGAUAAUAAAUAAUUUUAAGUUUAAAUAUCA